This is a messenger RNA of Penicillium maclennaniae, 651 nucleotides long. RefSeq lists its product as uncharacterized. The record is from RefSeq and is a predicted model, not a curated record. The coding region runs from base 1 to 651 and encodes 216 amino acids. NCBI's taxonomy places the organism in Eukaryota, Fungi, Ascomycota, Eurotiomycetes, Eurotiales, Aspergillaceae. The transcript has a single exon.
AUGGCGCCACCCAAACCUUUCCUCCACCCUCUCAAAACACCGAAGACCACGACCAUGUUCCCCUCCGAGCUUCAUGGCUCUCCUAUCACCGCCAGUUCUGCCACGUCUGACCUGGUCAUCAAACGUGAAGACGGGAGUCCCAGCAGUGGCAGUGCAAGACUGACUCCUCCGGACUCUUACACAAAGUUCCUUGAAGCCCUCACACCGACCUUCAGCCCUGUCACUCCUGGUGCGGGAUUCAAACGUUUCAACUUCGAAAAGCGCCGCCCAUCACCAAUAACCGUACCUUCGAGCGCAUCGAGCGACGGUCCGAAGACCACUGGUGCUCUUCUACCAUCACCGCCCACAGUGACCAGUCCCAAGUCCGCCACUCCACAAUCUGCCAGACUCGCCAUUCCCUUACGGCGCCUUUGUAUCCCCCCAACAUGCAUAUAUUCGCCUAUUUCAGACUCACCAGCAAGUGCACGCACAAUUCGAUCCCCAUUCACACCAUCAGAUUGGAAAAUAAUUGAAACACCGAGGAGCGCCGGUAGUGGGAAGCCAGUCCGGGUACGCCAUGUGGUGACCCGGACGGUGACAUACAAGCGCACGCAUUUGGAUCCUCCGCCUCGGGGAAAGAGACGCAAGACCAAUGAAAGUGGGGAUUCUUAG